This is a messenger RNA of Drosophila innubila, 2378 nucleotides long. It is a transcript of the gene SecCl, whose product is annotated as glycine receptor subunit alpha-4. Bases 605 to 2146 code for a protein of 513 amino acids. The transcript has 6 exons. Gene Ontology annotation, biological process: chloride transmembrane transport; signal transduction; regulation of membrane potential. Lineage: Eukaryota; Metazoa; Arthropoda; Insecta; Diptera; Drosophilidae. Gene Ontology annotation, cellular component: synapse; membrane; neuron projection. Gene Ontology annotation, molecular function: extracellular ligand-gated monoatomic ion channel activity; chloride channel activity; transmembrane signaling receptor activity. The record is from RefSeq and is a predicted model, not a curated record.
GGCUUAUCAGCAGAAGCGAACAAUAUUUUUUUUUGGCAACAACUAAAUAGUUGGCUACAGUUAUUGCCGCUUUUCAGUUGCUCAGUGUUUUGGCUCAGUGUUCUUUGAGGCAUCGUCGUCGGCAGAGGCAGACGUCGCAGUAGACGCCGCAGUAGACGCCGCAGUCGCAGUCGCAGUCGCAGCAGUCGCAGCAGCAGCGUCAGGUAGAUAGAGAGUUCAGGUAUUUCUGCGAGGCGCAAACGCGACACGAUCUCAAAGCGCCAACGACAACGAGAAGCAACAGAUCCACGUACUCGUUUAAAAAGAAUAUACAAGUUUAGUAAAAAAAUAAAAUAAUAUAAAACUAAAUUGAAUUGAAUCACAAAAAUGUACAAACUGAAACUAUUUUAAAAUAUUCCAAAAAAUUAAUAUAUAAACCGGCGAUCGUUAAAGUGAAUGCACAAACUAAACUGAAUCUGAAUCGAGUGCAAAUCGAGUGUGUGACUGAACAAGUGUUUGAGUGUCUGAAAAAAACAUGAGCAUUAUUAAAAACUAGACGCAUUCAUUAAGAAAUUGAAGCAGUAAUCAAAUACAAAACAAACCAGUUAAAAAGUGCUUAAACAAAAUGAAGUCUUUAUCUACCAAAGUAUUAUUAUUUAUAGUUAUAUGCAGCUUGCUACAAACAGAAAUCAGCGCUAUCAAUGACACGAUCGUGGACGAGAAUUGUCCUUCGCUGGCCAAUGCGGACAGUCUGCAGUACACGGAACUGAUACAAAGGAUGACUCACGUCUGUCGCUACGAUCGUUUGGAGCGACCCAUCGAAUAUGACAAUCAGACAUUGAAGCGUCUACCGAUUGUGGUGAAGACACGCAUCUAUGUCUACCUCUUGCAGAAUCUCAACUCGGAUCUGUUGCAAUUCAAGACACACGCAUUGCUCCAGCUCAGCUUUCAGGACAAACGUUUGGCCUACAAGGAGUUUGCACCGGAGCGAAGAGAGACGAUUUUGGGUCAGAAGCAUUUGAGUGAACGCCUCUGGUUGCCACAUAUAUUCUUUGCCAACGAAAGAGAGUCGAGUAUCUUGGGCACCGAUGAGAAGGAUGUGCUCACUUCAAUAUCCCGUGAUGGCAAUGUCAUUAUCUCCACAAGACUUCAAGCAUCACUUUAUUGCUGGAUGAACUUUAAAAAGUUUCCCUUCGAUCAGCAAUAUUGCUCAACAAUAUUGGAGAGCUGGAUGUAUAAUACUUCUGAUUUGCUGCUGGAGUGGGAGGAUCAUGCGCCCAUAUCCUUUGAUCCAGAUAUGCGUCUCACUGAGUUUAAUCUGGCUCAAUUUUGGCAUAAUACAACAGUUGUGCAUUCAGAUCACAUCAAUAUGCGACACGGCGCUUUUCAGGGAAAUUACAGCUCUUUAAGCUUUACAGUCAGUUUACAGCGAGAGAUUGGUUUCUAUCUGUUGGAUUAUUAUCUGCCCUCCAUGAUGAUUGUUGCCAUAUCCUGGGUAUCCUUUUGGCUGCAAGCAGAUGCCUCUCCACCACGUAUAAUGCUAGGUACCAGCACCAUGUUGUCCUUUAUCACAUUGUCCUCGUCGCAGAGUAAAACUCUGCCCAAGGUCAGCUAUAUCAAAGUAUCUGAAGUGUGGUUCAUUGGCUGCACUUUCUUCAUCUUUGGCAGUCUGGUGGAGUUUGCCUUUGUCAAUACAAUAUGGCGUCGCAAGGAGAAUAUUGAGCUGAAGAAGGUUAAUAGUAAAUACAUUAUUAAAUCCACCUUAACGCCACGCCCCUCACGCCGUCAACUGGGCGGCAGUUUGAGCAACGAAUCCAGAGCUCGUUCCUGUUCCAGUCUGGAUAAUAUUGUGUCCAGCACGGAGAGCGUGAGAAAUGGCAAUGGCACUGUCAAUCCAGGAUUUAACAAUUAUCUCACAGUUCAUCCCAAUCUGCCCAUCAUAAGAACUGAGUGUGCCGACAACGUUUCCGUGUGCAGCGAACGCUCGACAAAUGAUCACGUUGUGGACAUUGACAAGGACAAGAAGUCCGAGAAGGAUCCACCCACAUUUACCACCAUGACGCCACAGGAAAUUGCCAUGUGGAUCGAUAGAAGAUCACGUCUUUUAUUUCCGGGCAUGUUUUUGGCCUUCAAUGCGCUUUACUGGACUUUUGUCUACUGUUUUUAGGCGAAAAGGAAGACGAAAAUACAUACACAAACACACAUACAAACAAUUAGUGUCAUACAUGUGAAUUUCUUUUGUGUUUGCUUUCUCUUAAUAUUACGUUGAUUGUAAUAUGUAUUAAUUAGUUAGUAAGUCACAUCAUCUCAUAGUCAUAGUUGUACAAAUGUCGCGCAUGUCUUAUAAAAUAAAAUACAAUCAAUAAUUGUUUUAAGCUAACAAAUGUAAAAACUUUAGU